CAUUCUGUUUGGUUGUCGAGAAAACUAAGGGAAAUAUAAAUAGAAGAAAGUGUUAGCUACUAUAGAGUUGAAUUAGUCUAGUUUGGGCUCUGGCGUUUGUUCUGUUGGAUUGUGAAAUUAUGUAAAGCUUGAAAAUUUCUGGGUAGCCAAACGGAGCAUCAGGGUUGGUCAUUUGUAAUCAGUUCGUUGUAUUUCCUGUGGAAAAGAGAAGCUGGAUAUCUUUAAUUUUGACUCGAUCUACAUCGAAUAGAAAUGGGAGGCACUUGACUGUUACUUUUCUAUCAGAUAUUGUUGUAGUAUCUGCUUUUUCAAGGAAAUUCUUAAAAGAUCUGAGAAAAUGGUUGGGUGUAGUAAACCACCUAGAAGUGAUCAACCUUCAAUCAAAUACAGGUCUAUCCCAGUCAAGGGGGUCUCCUUUGCGCUUGCUGAUUUUGUUCAUGAAGGAUAUUCCCCCACCCUCUGUGACAAUAGAAGUAAGCAAGGCAAUAAAAUAUCUGAACCCAAGUCCCCAGAGAUAUUGACUACAGCUCAGCUUAUCUCAGCAGUUGGUCAGAUAUGGGAUUGUGCAAGUCAUCCUCUUGCUUUUUUCCAAGCUAAGAAGAGCUUGAAUUACAAUGACAAAGACUUCGAGAAAGAGGAAAUAUUGGGUAAUCUGGGUGUGGAAGGAAAUGGCAGGGUACCUACUUCAGCUGAUAGUAAUUGCCUUUGUCUUGAAAUAACGACUGCUGGCCAUAUUUCACCCAUGGUGCAUCCAAACUCAGAUUAUCCUAAAGGAACCCAGAAGAUGUCAAUAUUUGAUAGUUGUAGUGAAAAUUAUACUCGUUCAUUAUUCUGGAGUUUUCUGCAAGGUCAUAAUAACAUGUCUAAUGAAUUGUGGCGGGAAAAGGGGCUUUCAAGUCUAAAAAUAUCUUAUGAGUUGGGAAAUAUAUAUGGAUGGAGGAAUGAAAUCAUUCCUCCUGGAGUGAAGCAUCCUGUGAAACGUACUGAAAUUGAGAACAAGAUAACUAGUGAGAGAUGCAUUUCGGGAGAUAUAACUAACCCGGCAGGCAGCUGUAUUUCAGGAGAUAUGGCUAGUCCUGCAAACUUUUCUGGCCGUAAUUAUGAUUUACUCAAAUGUAAAGAUUCACUUUCACUUAAUACUGUAAAUUCAGCAAUAAAUGCAACAGAAACGACCUCUCUGUGUAAAGAUUAUUUCCUUGGGUCAAUCUGGGAUAGUCCGGCAGAUGGUGGUGUUUCAAGGUGCCCAAGUUCCAGUAUAUAUGCAGACUAUCAUAUUAACUCUUUGGCUUCGUGUAAUAGUGCAUUUGAAGAAUGCCAAUGUAAGACUGGUGGUAAUGAACUUCCUGAGAACAACAGAAAACAGUCUCAAAUUUCUGUUAUCGAGGAUGAAUGUAGAAUGCAAGUUAACGCUUCAGCACCACAAAAACCUCAAUAUGUCCUUGCCAAGCAAGAGCAUGCCUUUGCAGGGGCAUUGUCUGGUAUAUUUGUUAGCCUUUGUCUACAUCCUGUUGAUACGGUUAAGACAGUCAUUCAAUCUUGCCGUGCAGAGCAGAAGUCUAUCUGUAACAUUGGAAAGUCAAUUGUUUCUGAUAGAGGUUUAACUGGACUUUAUCGUGGAAUUGCUACCAAUAUUGCAUCUUCGGCUCCAAUUUCUGCAGUUUACACUUUCACAUAUGAAUCAGUUAAAGGAGCUCUGCUUCCUCUUUUCCCAAAGGAGUAUUACUCUUUUGCCCAUUGCAUGGCAGGUGGUUGUGCAAGCGUUGCGACUUCUUUUAUUUUUACUCCUAGUGAGCGUAUAAAGCAGCAGAUGCAAGUCGGCUCACACUAUCAGAACUGCUGGAGUGCAUUAGUUGGAAUUAUUGGAAAUGGUGGUUUACGGUCAUUGUAUGCUGGGUGGGGAGCAGUACUCUGUAGGAAUGUUCCUCACUCAAUUAUCAAGUUCUACACAUAUGAGAGCCUGAAGCAAAUGAUGUUGUCAUCAGGACAAAAUAAUCCUCCAAUUAGCACAUUGCAAACGUUAGUUUGUGGAGGACUGGCUGGAUCUACUGCUGCUUUGUUCACUACUCCUUUCGAUGUAGUGAAGACGAGAUUACAGACACAGAUUCCAGGAUCCAUGAGCCAAUAUGACAGUGUGUUUCAUGCCCUUCGAGAAAUAGGCAAGAACGAAGGCUUGCAAGGCCUCUACAGGGGAUUGACUCCAAGAUUGGUCAUGUAUAUGUCUCAAGGAGCCAUCUUCUUUGCAUCAUAUGAAUUCUUCAAGAGGGUAUUUUGUUUAGAUGUGUCACAACAUAAUGUCCAAAGAAUAACACACAACCAAAGCACAGAAGAUGAUACAUCAUUAAAAAUACCAAUCCUGUCAGCAUCAUCAUCUUCAUCAUCCUCCUCCUCCUCGUCAUCAUCAAAACUGCACAGUCUACAUUCAUGAUGAUUUGAGAGAUCCAUACACAAGAUUUUCUUUUUGGGUACGGCAUACACAAUUUUGUUCUUAGACUAAUGGGGUGAAAAAGGAAUGAGGAAAUCCAGGUCUUCAGCUUAUUUGAGAGAACCCCUGGAACACCAUUGAUUGGAACUUUUUUCUCCCCCUCGAAAUUGUUAACGAGAAAAGAAGGAUUUAGGAAUCUGAUUGUAUCAUUGAAGUGCAAUAAAACAUGAAUAAGCUUAUCAUUGGGGAACA
Alnus glutinosa is the source of this 2674-nucleotide messenger RNA. RefSeq lists its product as uncharacterized. The record is from RefSeq and is a predicted model, not a curated record. The transcript has 10 exons. Gene Ontology annotation, cellular component: mitochondrial inner membrane. Gene Ontology annotation, molecular function: S-adenosyl-L-methionine transmembrane transporter activity. Bases 338 to 2425 code for a protein of 695 amino acids. Lineage: Eukaryota; Viridiplantae; Streptophyta; Magnoliopsida; Fagales; Betulaceae.